UCAUGUAGGAAUCAAAACAAUUUCGCUACGCUUAAUAAGAAUUAUGUCUAAAAAGGCUAAAAACUCCAGUACUAAAGACUCAGAAUCGUCUUCAGAAAACAGCCAUAACACGUCUACAAGUUCCAGUGAUUUUGACACCAGCCGCAAACACAAAUUACGUCGUAGAUCUAUACGAAAUGUCUCAUUUCACUAUCAGGCGCUGCCCAUGCGUGUUGUAGGCGAGAAUAAUAACUCUGUGAUAAUACCCGAUAUCCCUAGCACUUCUCGGGAUAUAACUCUCCAUUCCGCUCAGAUAAUCGAAGAUAGUUCCGAUUCCGAGUUUCAUAUAUCAAAUGAUACCAGCAACGAUGAGCCGCCAAACAAAUCCAUCACUUUCGCCGCCAGGCCAAUAGAAAAACCCGAUUUGGAGUUUAUAAGAAAGUUGCGAAAACGCAAAAAGCGCCCAAAUAAAACAUUGUAUACAGAUUAAAUUUCAAAAAACAACUGUUGACCAGGGCUGCCAAGCGAAAUGCGCGGCAAUUAGCCAACACUGCCAGCCGAAAACCAGGGUUGGCUAGUGCAUUUUUGGAGUAGUGGUCAAUUUUUACGAGCAUAACUAUUUACACUGAUUUUAUGUAAAUAAAACAAAUAAAACGUAGGAAAAUUAAGUGCAAAGUACCAUUCGACUUGAACAACAACUGUGUUUUGGCAUUUUUAAUCACAGCAAUUAAAAAUAAAGCAGCUAAAAAUCACUA
Drosophila subpulchrella is the source of this 734-nucleotide messenger RNA. RefSeq lists its product as uncharacterized. Lineage: Eukaryota; Metazoa; Arthropoda; Insecta; Diptera; Drosophilidae. Bases 44 to 469 code for a protein of 141 amino acids. The record is from RefSeq and is a predicted model, not a curated record. The transcript has 2 exons.